Messenger RNA from Diachasma alloeum, 1747 nucleotides. Its product is annotated as transmembrane protein 60. The transcript has 2 exons. Lineage: Eukaryota; Metazoa; Arthropoda; Insecta; Hymenoptera; Braconidae. The coding region runs from base 144 to 536 and encodes 130 amino acids. The record is from RefSeq and is a predicted model, not a curated record.
GUUAUGUGCAUGUGUUGCCCAGUGUUGUGCUCCAAAACGUCGAAAUUACUCCAAAAAAUUCAGAAACACAAAUAGAAAGCCUGCGAUAAGUGAAACUUUGCAUUUAGUUCACAACUCGAAUUUUUGGAUUAAAGACUCGAACGAUGGCUGUGCUGCACAGGGCACUUUUCACCUGGUUCAAUCUCCUCAUCUUCCUGAUCCUCCUGGUGCUGAGGCUGGACCAGAGGAUCCAGUGGAACUGGUUUAUCGUCUUCAUCCCAAUGUGGCUUUAUGAUAACAUUUUACUGACGUAUGUUGUGUUCAACAUGAUAUCCCACUGCAAGAACGGGCAUGACAGGAUCAACACCCUUCGUCGAAAGGGAUGGUACGUCCUGGCAGUUCUCCUAAAAUUCAGCGCUCAAAUUCUCGUCUGCCUGAAACUAGAAACCCCCCAGUGGAAUUUACCAGCUAAAGCAGUCCUGGCUCCUGUCUGGCUGCUCCUCCCAGCCCUCGCUGUUGACGUUUUUAUCCAUUUAAUUCAACACUCGAGAUACUGACUAACGCUCAGAGACAUAAACAUCCUGCGUCACCAUUGUCAUUGAAAGACAAUUAAAAGUAAACUCACUUGAACUUUAUAUUCACCUCAAAACGAUAAUAAUUAAGAGUUUACUUGUCUCGGAUCCGGAGGGAGCUCUCCAGUUUAUCCCAAGUGAUUAAAAAAACAACCAGUGAAGACAAAAAAAUCGUGAUCUAUUCGAAGAGUUCCGAAAAUUGAAAAAGGACUUUUAUAAACUGACUCGUGGAAGACUUUUUAGUGCAAUCGUAAAACCAGAACUCUGAAUAGCCUAAUGGAAACCACGUUUCGUCGAUCAAAACGGGAGGAAGUAACGACAAACGUGAAUAUCAAACAGUAAACAAAUAUCGAAUGCGUCAUUCGAGCUUUGAUUCACGUGGGAACAUCUAAUUUUACGCGUCUCACGAGACUAGCCCUUGGACACUCUCCAAAUAAUUAAGUAAAUGGAUCACCAAAAUUUCCCAAAAUCAUUUCAUUAAUAUCCAAUGGUCCUAACAAAUAUAUUUUUUCUGUUUACCAAAAAAAAAACUUGAGUAAAAAGUAACUUAAAAGAGCGGCAGAAAUGCAAGUAAAAUCCCAGUGGCUGAACGCACGCAUGAACAUUCACAUAAACAAAAAUGACUGAAACAUCAUAAUAAUUGACAAAUAAUUAUUGAGGGAAAUGAAACCAUCAGGUAAACAUGAAAAACGUUGAGUUCGAAACGGUUGAAGAAACGUUGGAAGCCUCCAAGGAAAUAAAACAAUACUUCCAUUCGGAAGCAAAAGGAGAAGCAAGAUUAAUAAUGAACGGCCAGAAAUUUCCCAAAACUAUCUCAUUAACGUUUCAUCCUUUAAACAAUAUAUUUUUUGUCUAACAAAAAAAUCCUGAAAAGAACAGUAGAAGUGUAAGUAAAAUUUGAGCGUUUUGACUCCCGCAUUAAAACUCAAAUGAAUGACAAAUAAUUAAAACAUUAUAAUAUUUAAAAAAUGAAUACCGAGAAAAAUUGAAUCAUUAGUUAUGAAAAAUGUUGAGUUCGGACGGAAACCUUGGCAAUUCCCCACCAAACUAAAAGAGAGAGAAGCAAAAAUAAAUUAUGAUCUGAAGUUUUCAAAAAUUAUUUCUUCAAUAUUCCAUCCCUGAAGUAAAAACUUCAAAUAAACAAUAAAUAAUUAAAACAUGAUCGUAAUGAAGAAAUAAAUAUCGAGGCAAAUUGA